This is a messenger RNA of Zingiber officinale, 454 nucleotides long. RefSeq names its product 60S acidic ribosomal protein P2B-like. The coding region runs from base 60 to 443 and encodes 127 amino acids. Gene Ontology annotation, cellular component: ribosome; cytosolic large ribosomal subunit. The record is from RefSeq and is a predicted model, not a curated record. NCBI's taxonomy places the organism in Eukaryota, Viridiplantae, Streptophyta, Magnoliopsida, Zingiberales, Zingiberaceae. Gene Ontology annotation, molecular function: structural constituent of ribosome. The transcript is spliced from 3 exons. Gene Ontology annotation, biological process: cytoplasmic translational elongation.
AUCGAGAGGUCCGAGACCUUACAACAGCGGCAUCGUCGUCUGCAAAUCUCGAAGCGAAGAUGAAAAUUGUGGCGGCUUAUCUCCUAGCCGUCCUCGGCGGCAACCCCAACCCCUCCGCCGAUGAUAUCAUAUCCAUCCUUGAAUCAGGUCAAACUCUCUUCCCUCUCAGUUUCUUGCUUGUAGUGGGAGCGGAGGUAGAGGAUAAGAGGAUCAACCACUUCCUCGCGGAAGUCAAGGGCAAGGACAUAACGGAAGUCAUCGCUGCCGGCCGGGAGAAGUUCGCUUCCGUGCCCUCCGGUGGCUCUGUGGCUGCCAUCGGGGUCGCCGCCCCUGGUAGCGGCGGCGCGGGCAGCGCCCCAGCUGCAGAGGAGCCUAAGAAGGAGGAGAAGGUGGAGGAGAAGGAGGAAUCCGACGAGGAUAUGGGCUUUAGUUUGUUCGAUUAAUGGAGGUGGCU